Molecule: messenger RNA, 1626 nt
Organism: Cyprinodon tularosa
Lineage: Eukaryota; Metazoa; Chordata; Actinopteri; Cyprinodontiformes; Cyprinodontidae
Exons: 5
Coding region: 172-789 (205 amino acids)
Source: RefSeq, a predicted model, not a curated record
AACUAACACUACAUCUACUGGGAUUUCCUCAUUCAGAACUAGUCAAAGCCGUGAUCACUGUUUAUCUUCGUCACUGCAGCUGGAAACUUAAUGUAAAACCACAGAAAAGAGGAACAGCUCACCGCUCAUCUACAAACAAAAAAGUCUUUUGGUUCUUCUGACAUUAAGAAAAUGAACUUAUUCUUUCUCCUUCUUCACCUGACCUCCACUGUUCAGGGAGGGAUUACCGAUGAAACACCACCUGCUCAUGAGAUUGAAGAAGAAGACAACAUCACCUUCAGUUGGGACAGCAUGACCCAAACGGACAUGUCUCUCACCAACAUGAUCUGCCUCCUCCUCUUGCGUCGUCCUAAAGUUCUCUAUGAGAUCAUUAAUGGAGCUGAGGUGACAGAGUUUCAAGACGAGCGGUUUGCAGGACGGGUUCAUUGUGACAGAGAAGCUCUGAGAGAAGGACGUCUCAGACUCCAUCUGUCCAGACUCAGCACUGAAGACUCUGGGACGUACCGCUGUGAUCUGGCUACUGGUUAUAACCAGAAGUUAGAGAGAUGGGAGUUAAAGGCUUCAGUAAACUUUGUCCUGAACGUGACCAAAACGUCUAAUGGAGACAUUUCUGCGUCUGUGGAAACGCCAAAGCCUGGACACAUCCAAAAUGGGGUUAAGCUACCUGCUCUACUGGCAGCCAUUGCUGUCAUUGUAGUUCUUUGUUUGGCCAUUUGGGCUGUCCCCAGACUACAUGGAGGAAGAUGCAAAGUUGCCAUGGAUACAGAUGAACCAGGUUACUUCGUAUAACAAGCAAGGGUCUUGAGGAUCAUGAUAAACCAGUAGGAUGAUCUUCUUCCAUCCACAUUAGCUCCAGAUAUUGAAGAUCAUUUUCCACAGGAUCUCUGUCCUGAUGUUUGGAUCCAGAAAUUAUUCUGCUUGUUUCCUUUUUAAUAUUUGUAAUUUUUGUGAUUACCAAGAAGUGAUCUCUGCAUUAUUAUCUCUGCGUUUAUCGACUCCUGAAUGGCUGAGUCAGCAUUAAUAGUUUCUGCCACUUACUGAUGUGUUGCUCUUCCUAAAAUCGAUCUAAGAAUGCAAUGAUGUGUGAAUAUAUAUAUAUAUAUUUUUACUUUGAAUCAAAUGUUUUAUCGAGAAACAAAUAUGUUUUUUGAUUGUACUUGAGUUUAGACAAUCAAGUCUUAUAUUUUGCUUUAUUUUUUAACUUUUAAUUUUAUCAUUGUAAAACAGUGCACUGGAUGCAACUAUUUACUAUAAGUAAUAUUUGACUUUUCUUUUCACACCAAGAAUGGAAGCAUAUCAAACCUUCUGCCUCUGAAAUCCUUUUCCAUCCUGGAGAGCAUCUGGCAUCAUCAUGGUUUGCAGCCUUUAGCUACGUUAGUAUGAAAUCCAAAGAUCUGCAACCUGAAUAAACUCGACCCCAAGAAAGAGCAUUAAGAGCAGAUAGGAGUCAUUUUUAGAUCAUAUUGUAUCUGAGACAAAACAAAAUCCCAGAGAGAAUCCUGAUUCCAACGAACAUCAUCAUCAUUUUUUAAAUACAUGCUUUUUAUUAAAUAUUUAUAAUGUGUUCAUUUCUUGCACUUUAGAUGACAUUUAUUUAUUAUGAAACUAUUUAAAACCUUCAUUUCU